Mollisia scopiformis is the source of this 2097-nucleotide messenger RNA. RefSeq lists its product as uncharacterized. The transcript has a single exon. The record is from RefSeq and is a predicted model, not a curated record. The coding region runs from base 1 to 2097 and encodes 698 amino acids. Lineage: Eukaryota; Fungi; Ascomycota; Leotiomycetes; Helotiales; Mollisiaceae.
AUGAAGUACACAACAGGACCGCUGGAGAGCUACACUUUCGGAUCCGGCAGCGAGGCACCCACCGAAGCAGCCAAAACUUUCGAUGUCGGCCGAGCAUUCCUGUUCAACAGUGAGACGCCAAAGUCCGAGAGCGAGGGAAAGUUGCAGGUCGAGCUGGAUUUGGCGAUUGCACGAAAGGAUGUGGCGGAAGCGGAUGUGACUCGGCUGCAAGGGGAGAUGAACGAGCGCAACCAGGAAUGUGAGAAACUUCGUCGUCAAAUAGACGAGGUCGAGAAGGAAGCCGACGACCUCCUCAAGGAGGCCAACAAGGAAUGUAAGGAGCUUCGACACGACAUCAUCGAGGCCAAUAAGGAAUGCGACCAGCUUGAGCUUCAACGCGACAAGGCCAAGGAUCUCUACAGGAAAUCUCUCAACGACCUUCAAGAACAGCGCGACAUGGCAGGUCGAUUUCAAGAGAGGAUCGAUAAGCUGGAGAACGAGUUAGUCAAGAUCAGAAAGGAGCUCGCGAAUCGCGAAGAAGAUGUUAAAGGUUUAGAGGAGGUCGCCGAAAAUUUCCAGAAGGACUUGCUCAAGGAGCAAAAGCUGCAUACCGUGACCAAGGAGGCCGCCGCCAAGGCUGAGAAAGAGUGCGCUGAACGAGAAAUCUACAUUACCCGCAUCGAAUCUCAACUCGACACUGCCAACAAGGAAAACGAGAAACUCAAGGCCGCCGACAACAGGCACGUAGCAGAGCUCAAUGCAGAGAAGCACAAGACUCGUCUCGCCGAAGCUGAGCUCAAGAGGGCGGAACUCAAGUUGACGAAGUUGGCACAGGAUGCUCAAAAUCUCGCCGCGGCGAAGGAUGAAGCCAUCGAGAACCAGACUGUAGAGGUCACGACCAAGGAUGCCCGAAUUACUGAAUUGGAGACCCAAAUCGCUACGGGUGCAGCCGAAGGAGUAGCAGACUUGAAGGCCGAGAUCGAGGGACUCCAUCACCAAAUCAGUCUCCUCCAAGCCGAUGCCCUUGAGCGCGCUCAAAUGCUGCCCGAUGCAUACAAGGACAAAGAUCCCGAAGACGACGACCGCAAGCCUCUCGGCGGUGAGAUCGCUUCAGAUGAUGGCCAUUCCUCCGACGAUGACAGCGACGAUUCUGAUUACGGCAAGAGAAUCAAGAUCGUUCAAGUUCCCGGUCCCGUGCAAACUCGCACCCGCUUCCGCGAUCGCCUCAUCAGAGACCCCAACCACUUGCGAGCUUGGUUCGGCCUUGAGCGUGAUGCUGCUGUCCUGAUCGCUGCCUUCUUCUACAGUGUGUUUCAGUUUCUCACCUCUCUCAGUCCCCUGGCUGCGAUUCGUGGACGAACUCCCGUUGAUGAGGAUCCUGUUGAUCGUGAGAAUGGUCGAGGACGUGCCGACGAUGUUGUAGAUGGAGGUCACCAAGGUGCCAGUGUCUCUAUUGAUUCCGAUGCUGCUCCAGGCGGACCAGUUCCCGGUACUGAUCCAACUGAUCAACCUGGUACCUCUGGCGACAAGAAGGAGAAGAGGGAUCUGAAAGACUUGAUUCCCCCUCUUAACCCAGCUCCUGACAACAGAGAGAAGUUACCUGAGGGUGGUAAGGGCGAUGGCAAGGGUGACGGAAAGGGUGACGGAAAGGGUGAUGGAAAGGGCGACAAGAAGGACGAAAAGAAGGACGAAAAGAAGGAAGACAAGAAGGACGGCGGUGGAGGACCUCCAGAUGGAGAUGAUCCAGAUGGAGGAAACGGUGGAGGAGGAGGAGAUGGCCCAGAUCGCGACCCGGCACCCCCUCGAUCAUUCUUCGACAUCAUCAACGCUCCCCGACCAGACAUCGGCGCCACGAUCCUCGGCAUGCUCGUCCAUCUCUUCGUCUACUACUUCAUCUACGUCUGCAUCUGCACCUACUUCGAACGCAACAUGUGGUUCCAAGCCAACGACACCACUCGCUCGACCCUCUUCCAGAUGCUUAUGCACCGCAACCGCUACUCUCACUCCUUCUGGCACUACCUCUUCUCCAACCCCUUCGCUCGUCGUAUGGACAACAUCCCCUUGCUGUUCGUCCAAGUAUUCGGUGUCAGUAUCAAGCCAUAUCCUCUUCCUGGCUAG